Asparagus officinalis (garden asparagus) is the source of this 2436-nucleotide messenger RNA. RefSeq names its product ABC transporter F family member 3. Gene Ontology annotation, molecular function: ATP binding; ATP hydrolysis activity. Lineage: Eukaryota; Viridiplantae; Streptophyta; Magnoliopsida; Asparagales; Asparagaceae. The record is from RefSeq and is a predicted model, not a curated record.
UCGAAACCUCAACUCCAGAAUCACCUUAAAUCCUCUCAUUUCGCCGGCGCCCGCAUCAAUCGAGCUCGAGAGCUAAACAAUGGCGGAAGUCGCGAGCUCCGUAGUCCACGAGGUCCUCGGCCGAAGAGCCCGAGACAAGCCAAUCAUAGACUACAUCGUCAACGUCCUCGCCGACGACGACUUCGACUUCGGCCUCGACGGAGACGGCGCUUUUGAUGCGAUUGGAGAGCUCCUUGUAGAUUCCGGUUGCGUGAUCGAUUUCUCCGAGUGCCGAUCUGUAUGUAAUAAGCUCUCGGAGAAAUUUGGACGACAUGGUUUGGUCAAACCCAAGCUGGCUGUGAGAAGCCUUACAACACCCCUGCGGAUGUUUGAUGGAAUGGAUGAAGAAGCUCCCAAGAAAAAAGAAGAGGUGUUUGAUGGUCCUUUACUAUCUGAAAGAGAUCGGGCUAAGCUUGAAAGAAGAAAGAGGAAAGAUGAUCGGCAAAGAGAGGCACAAUAUCAGAUGCAUUUGGCAGAAAUGGAAGCGAUUAAAGCUGGGAUGCCUACGGUAAGCGUGAACCAUAAUGGAAAUGAGGGUGGUUCUGCUGCUAGGGAUAUCCACAUGGAAAACUUCACUAUUACUGUAGGUGGUCGUGAUCUCAUUGAAGAUGGUACAGUGACCCUUUCUUUUGGAAGACACUACGGCCUUGUUGGGAGAAAUGGCACUGGAAAAACAUCUUUCCUGCGGCAUAUGGCCAUGCAUGCUAUUGAGGGCAUUCCCAAGAACUGCCAGAUAUUGCAUGUAGAGCAAGAAGUUGUGGGUGACGAUACGUCAGCCCUGCAGUGUGUACUGAACUCUGAUGUGGAGAGGAUCCAGCUGCUGGAUGAAGAAGCUCGUCUGCUCGCGAAACAGAUAUAGAGUAUGGACAAGGAUGGCAUUUCGAAAAGGCUUGAACAGAUAUAUAAAAGGCUUGAAUUCAUUGAUGCAUAUUCUGCUGAAUCACGGGCUGCUACAAUUUUGGCGGGUCUUAGUUUCACACCAGAAAUGCAACGGAAGCCUACAAAAGCUUUUUCUGGUGGAUGGCGUAUGCGAAUAGCUCUAGCCCGUGCUCUUUAUAUCGAACCUGAUUUAUUAUUACUUGACGAGCCAACGAACCAUUUGGAUCUUCAUGCUGUAUUGUGGCUUGAAACCUACCUUGUGAAAUGGCCAAAGACAUUUAUUGUAGUCUCUCACGCCCGAGAAUUUCUGAAUACGGUAGUUACCGACAUCCUUCAUUUACAUGGACAAAAGCUUACUGCUUAUAAGGGGGACUAUGAUACAUUUGAGAGGACACGCGCAGAACAACUCAGGAAUCAACAAAAGGCGUUGGAGACAAGUGAAAAGGCUAGAGCACACAUGCAGGCCUUCAUUGAUAAAUUCAGAUACAAUGCGAAAAGGGCGUCACUUGUCCAGUCAAGAAUCAAGGCAUUGGACCGAAUGGGUCAUAUGGAUGAAAUCAUCAACGAUCCGGAUUACAAAUUUGAUUUCCCGACGCCAGAUGACAGGCCAGGACCACCAAUCAUUAGCUUCAGUGAUGCGUCAUUUGGUUAUCCAGGGGGUCCAAUCCUGUUCAAGAACUUGAAUUUUGGUAUAGACCUAGAUAGCCGCAUUGCAAUGGUGGGUCCAAAUGGCAUUGGAAAGUCAACUAUACUCAAACUAAUAUCUGGAGAGCUUCAGCCAACUUCUGGAACAGUAUUCCGCUCGGCGAAGGUUCGUAUGGCUGUCUUCAGUCAACACCACGUUGAUGGGCUUGACCUAUCUUCAAAUCCUCUUCUGUACAUGAUGCGCUGCUAUCCAGGAGUACCUGAACAGAAACUCAGGGCUCACUUGGGUUCUUUUGGUGUGACGGGUAGUCUUGCGCUUCAACCAAUGUACACUUUGUCAGGUGGUCAAAAGAGCAGGGUUGCAUUUGCAAAGAUCACCUUUAAGAAACCACAUAUUAUUCUUCUUGACGAACCUUCAAACCAUCUUGAUUUGGAUGCUGUUGAGGCACUCAUCCAAGGUCUAGUGAUCUUCCAAGGGGGAGUGCUGAUGGUGAGUCACGAUGAGCAUCUGAUAUCGGGGAGUGUUGGUGAGUUGUGGGCUGUCUCAGAUGGCAAGGUCACGCCGUUCUCCGGGACAUUUCAAGAUUAUAAGAAGAUGCUUAAAUCUUAAAAUAGUUGGAUUAUAUUCCUCUACAUUUUAUUUGAGCAGGUGAUGCGAGGAGUUAACUACGAAAUUUUUUAUGUUGAGCCAAUCUGUUUUUCUUUGAGUAUGUUCUCAUGGUAAUGUAUAAUGCAGAUAUAUGAUAAUGAUAUAUACUUUGCUGGUACCUAUGAAGUCUACAGAUUUCUUUCGAGUGUUACGAAAGUUGUAAUUUCUGUUCAACAAUGGUUUUACCUGUAUAUCCAUUUGUAAUGGUUAAUUGUUGAAUAUUA